AUUUUGGAUUUAAUGAAUUUUAGAUUCCAUGUUGGGUCUUGCUGAGAGACUGGAGGGACCCUUUAACUUUGAGUCAGUCAUGGAUCCCAUAGACGUGAAAAUUUCAGACGCCAUCAUGAACAUGCAGGAAAACAGCAUACAGGUCUCACAGAAGGUGUUUCAAGGAUGUGGACAGCCCAAACCCAACAUGGCUUUCCGUACCCGGCGCUCUCCUAAAGACUCGGGCUUCCCCGGGCGUUUCCGACCGUACAGUCCUGACGCCAGACCCACCACCGCUGCUGGCACCAGUCUGGACCGACUGUUGAUGGAUGUUAAGAAGAAAUUAAAGCACGCCAAGAAGUUCUGGUCCACCCUCCCUGACACUGUGUGUGUUGGAGAAAGAAUUGCAGCCGGUGAUGAAUGCUGGAAUGGAACGGCAAAAAGCAGGUGGGUCAAUGAGACUAUUUUUUAG
Molecule: messenger RNA, 451 nt
Organism: Puntigrus tetrazona (Sumatra barb)
Lineage: Eukaryota; Metazoa; Chordata; Actinopteri; Cypriniformes; Cyprinidae
Product: glypican-4-like
Exons: 3
Coding region: 29-451 (140 amino acids)
Biological process (GO): cell migration; regulation of protein localization to membrane; regulation of signal transduction
Cellular component (GO): cell surface; extracellular region; synapse
Source: RefSeq, a predicted model, not a curated record